Danio rerio (zebrafish) is the source of this 3606-nucleotide messenger RNA. NCBI's taxonomy places the organism in Eukaryota, Metazoa, Chordata, Actinopteri, Cypriniformes, Danionidae. The record is from RefSeq and is a predicted model, not a curated record.
GGCCGUUAUAAUUACCAAGGUUAUAACUAGUAUCUGUCAACAGGAGGCGCGUGUCAUCCAUUUCAUCACCCUCCCGAGUGACAGCGCGGUUUUAUGAAACAAACACACACAGACAAACCUGCUCAAACUAUCGCUCUGUUUACAGUAGGCAACAUUUCACGCGACGCAGUGAACGCGUCCUGUCCAUUCUCAUUGUGCCUAUUUUAAACGCGUCCUCGUCACCUUUUUUCUUUAUUAUUAGUGUUCGCGGGUUGAUUUUGGAGCCGGUGUUGUUAUAAACGGGGGUGUGAAAGUGAAGUUUAAAGCGGAAGUGUACCACUUGUCUGUUUCUGAGUCUCAUUCAUGCGUUUGGGCACUCGGAGCCGCGUGCACAACAGCCGUCGACGCGUUUAUGAAGUUGCUGUGGUGUGAAUAAGUCAAAUUUAGAGACAGAUGAGCUCUUUUUACGGCGAAAAAGCUGCGUUAGGACUGGCAGCGGAGCUCAGUCAGGUGAACUGUCAGGAUGAGCUGGAGUUUGACUACCUUUUUGAGUAUGAAAACCAAACAGGACUUCAAGAUGAGCAAGGCAUCUCCUCACACAGCUCUCCUCCGAGCCUCUCCUAUCCUCCAGAGGGCGUUGCCCCGUACGCCAUCAAGCCGUGUGCGUCCUCCUAUGUUGACGUCCACACUGAAGGCUUUUCUGCGUACGAGCAACUGGAGGCCAAGGGCUACCUGGAGCACGCCCGACCCAACAACCAGGCCUUGAGCCCCAGAAUCGAAAUCACACCUUCACGUGAGCUCUACAAUCAUGGUCAAAACCAGCUCAUAAACACCAGCCCCAGUCCUGGACUCACCGUGCCAGGUCAAGAUCCGUUAGCCUAUCGGGAGCCACAAUGCUUGAGUCCCGCCAGUAGCAAUUCAUCCACUUCCUGGCAUUCAGAAAACCUCUCACCCUGGGCAUCGCCCUGCGUUUCGCCCAGUAACAGCCAGCUUUCUGGAGACCUCUGUCCACGACUGCAGGGCGUCCAUACGGGGUCUCCAAGAACCAGUCCGGGCACUUCUCCACAGACCACCAGUCUGUCUGAGGACGCUUGCAUUGGCCCGCGCUCUCCCUCCCCCCGACCUGGAUCGCGUUCAACCUCCCCUCUAUGCAAACGCACCUACGAGAUGUACACAAACCCAAACCUUGUGCCUGUGGCCCGUUCUCGCAGCCCGUCGCCCCACGGUGGCCACAAGGAGCAUCACGUCAAUCAUUACAUCUCAAAUAAUGGCGUAAAUGGCUUUAGUGUUGGCCAGGCGGCUUCUGUUCCUACUAAAAUCGUAAAGACCAACCAGCAGGGCUACCCCCUUUAUUCAGACAACCACACUGAGGGUUACCUGCUGUCCUGUGAGCAGGAUAUGAAGGGCAAACCUGGCCCCGAGCCUUUCUUCGUCAUCCCUCAAAUCUGGCCCAAACAGCUGGUACCUGGCAUGUGCAGCAUCCCUGUGUCGUCUCUGCCGUCUCUGGAAUGGCCUCUGCCGAGCCGCACGGAUCAGCUGGAGCUCCACAUCGAGGUGCAGCCCAAACCCCAUCACAGGGCUCACUAUGAGACAGAGGGCAGCCGCGGGGCCGUCAAAGCCCCGACAGGAGGACACCCGGUGGUCCAGUUACGUGGAUACAGAGGCAAGGAGCCGCUGGGUUUGCAGAUCUUCAUUGGCACAGCAGACGAGCGAAUCCUGAAACCUCACGCUUUCUAUCAAGUCCAUCGCAUAACUGGUAAAACAGUCACCACCACCAGCUAUGAGAAGAUAGUUAAUGGUACCAAAGUUCUGGAAAUUCCCCUCGAGCCAAAGAAUAACAUGAAAGCAAUAAUUGACUGUGCGGGGAUUCUCAAGCUUCGCAAUGCCGACAUCGAGCUGCGGAAAGGAGAGACGGAUAUCGGCAGGAAAAACACGCGUGUACGACUGGUAUUCCGUGUUCAUAUUCCCCAGCAAAGCGGCCAGUAUCUGUCUCUACAAAUUGCUUCACAUCCUAUUGAAUGCUCUCAAAGAUCUGCUCAUGAGCUGCCCAUGGUGGAAAAGCAGGACAUGGAUGCUUGUUCGGUUCUUGGAGGGCAGCAGAUGAUCCUCACCGGCCAGAACUUCAGCGCAGAUUCAAAGGUGAUCUUCAUGGAGAAAACUCAUGAUGGACAGCAAAUUUGGGAACUGGAAGCAACAGUUGACAAAGACAAAAGUCAAGCAAGCAUGCUGUUCAUUGAGGUUCCUCCAUAUAGAGAUCCGUCCAUUUGCCAUGCUGUCAAGGUCAAUUUCUAUGUAAUAAAUGGGAAACGGAAGCGCAGUCAACCUCAGCAUUUCACCUACACACCUCUACCAGUACCAUCUAUUAAGACAGAGCCAGUGGAUGAAUAUGAAUCUGGACGAAUGGGCUAUUCCUUGUCACAGAUGCUGGGAGUUUCUCCCCAGUCGUACUAUAGCCCUCGUGGGGUGAUCCCCCCAGACAGCCUGGUCCCUGGCCUUGUCCCAUGUCAGCAGACCCGCCUGGGUGUCUCUCCUCCGGACCACCGAUUUCAACAGCAGAGCCCUGCCAUAAUGUACUCCCGUACUGGAAAAAGCUCAUCCAGCAGUCCCAUUUACUCUCAGACGGCAGCCACAAUGAUACCAGACUCCCAUCGAUCAGUUCUGGUCCACACCGGUUCCCCAGCCCAGUCCUCUCAUCUGGGAAGCCAACAUCCCACCAACCAGCAUCCCUCAAUCAUCCAAUUUUCUCCAACCAAUCAUCACCUGCUCCGAGGAGGAGGAGAUCCCCCUGCACCACCACCUCCUGAACAUCAGCACAUCAUUUAUUGUGAGGGCUAUAAUCAGCAUGGCCCUCAACCCACUGGGGCAAACCGUUCCCCAGCACCAGCCCAAGCGGCCCAACACCCUCAGAAUUACCCCACAGUCAUCCAGCAGCAGCCUUUCCUCCAGAGAGUGGCCAAAGACAGGUCACCGUCUGCCCAAGUUGAGCCCCAGAGAAGUUCCUCCGCAGAAGAACCGAGAGCCAAUGUACCUGGACGAGUCACGGUCAAGCAGGAGAAUCUGGAUCAGGCCUAUCUUGAUGAUGUGAAUGAGAUCAUCAGGAAGGAUCUGACAGGAGUGCAUGGCAGGAGUCAGACGUAGAGGAAAAAAACGUGAUCGGGAACCAAGCCGGAGCCCUGCAGUGUCUGUUUAUACGCCAUUUUCCUUUUACUCAGCGCAGCAUGUGAGAGAAACAGCGAUAAUUUGAUAAUUCACCUGUCACAAACUGUAUCAUGGACCACAUUUAACCAAACAUCCAGUAACAGCAGCGUGUUGACAUGCAAAUGGUGUUAAAUUUCCUUUCUAUUAUUUGACUUCUGAAACCGGUCCAAUGUUGACCUCAUAUGUCAGAGUUGUCACAAUUGAGCCUCCAUAAACAGUUUGGACUGGACAAGUGUAGUAAAGUCACAUGUUUCCAUAAUUAUUCCAUAACGUUUUGACUGAACCCACUCAGAUUAGUUUAUUUCGACCAAUAACCUCCAAUGAGACCAAACCAUUACUGUCCAAUAAUAAGUGGAGGGAAAGUGGAUGAAUUGACAGCUAAUGUUGAAUAUGUUUGUUUAAGCGUAGCUUGUUUUUGAAUAACACAAA